GGCGGCCCCUUCCCGCCCGGCCUCCUCCGGCCCGGCCGCUUCCCCCGCAGCUCCGGGCCCGGCUCUGCCAUGGACGCCGCUCGCAGCUCCCGGCUGCUGCCGCCGCUGCUGCUCCUCCUCCUGUUGCUGCUGGCGCCGUGGGGGCCGCGUGUGUCGGGGGAGCUCCGCUCGCUGCGGCGGCGCUGGCCGGUGCCCUACAGGCGCUUUGAUUACCGUCCAAAAACUGAUCCUUACUGCCAAGCUCGCUACACCUUCUGUCCCACUGGCUCUGCCAUCCCACUUAUGAAAGAAGAGGAUGUCAUUGAAGUCUAUCGAUUACAGGCUCCAGUAUGGGAAUUCAAGUACGGGGACCUACUAGGACAUUUGAAAAUUAUGCAUGAUGCUGUGGGUUUCAAGAGCUCUCUAACAGGCAAAAACUACACAAUGGAGUGGUAUGAGCUCUUUCAGCUUGGGAACUGCACAUUUCCACAUCUGCGGCCUGGCAUGGAUGCACCAUUCUGGUGUAACCAGGGAGCUGCCUGCUUUUAUGAAGGAAUAGAUGAUGCACACUGGAAGGCAAAUGGAACUUUAGUUCUUGUGACCACAAUAUCAGGAACCAUGUUUAAUGAAAUGGCACAAUGGGUAAAAUACGACAAUGAGACUGGCAUUUACUACGAGACCUGGACGGUUCAAGCAAGUCCUGACAAAAAGUCUACAGUGUGGUUUGACUCUUACGAGUGCUCCAAGUUUAUACUGAGAACCUACCAGAAGCUAGCUGACUUAGGAGCUGUAUUUAAGAAGAUACAAACAAACUACACAAGCAUAAUUUUAUUCAGUGGAGAACCUAUAUAUCUGGGGAAUGAAACAUCUAUUUUUGGACCACAAGGAAACAAGACACUGGCAGCAGCUAUAAGAGACUUUUACAAUCCAUUUAAACCUCAUCAGAGUGUCAGGGAGUUUUUCAUGGAUCUUUUCAAAAUAAUUGAUCGUGUUAUCUUGAAUCAUCAGUUUUACCUUUUCUACAACUUGGAAUACUGGUUUUUACCUAUGAAGUCCCCUUAUCUCAAAAUAAUUUAUGAAGAGGUCCCUUUGCCUGUUGGAAGCAAAGCAUUCUUUGGUGUAUGACUGCCUACUGAAGGACAAAACUUGCCUUUAUGGCAAAAUAUUCUUAAGGAUUUUGCGGCACUACCAUGAUGGUGUGAAGGGGUUGUAUGUUUCACUGCUGACUGUAAAAAAAUUGUGUCAGACAGGCUUUGCUGUACCAGGUGAAAGACUGCAUUUUUUUUCUUACGACUUCUAUAACACACUCAUGAACGCUUCAGCAUCUCUGACCUGGCCAGCUUUUGUGUAAGCAUGGCCCCCUGCUGCCGGAGGGGAGACUGCAGUGGCUCCUCUGGCUGAGCUCUGCAGUGCCAGAGGGGGAAUGGGGAGGCAGCUGCCUGCUCUUGGCUCAGCUGCUCUUCAGAUGCAUGGCCACGCGGCAGCAGAUGUCACCUGGCCACCAGCAGAGGUGGGACACAAGUUACAAGGACUAACUCGCUCAACAUGAGUGUCUAGAUGUGUCCAGUUCCUUCAACAUGUGCCUUACACUGAUGUUCGUGUAGUUCUUUGGUCUGUAUGGCUGUGGCCUAUGAACUAUUCUCUGGUAUUCUGGAGGAUAGCAUGGGUGAUACUUUUUCACCACUUUGCUUCCUUCAGCUGCACUGUAAACACUAUACAGAUGGCUCUUCUUCAGUUUCAUGUGUGUUCUGUGCCACAGAUAAAAGCCAAACUGCCUGCCUUGAUGUCAACUCAUGCAUAAUUGCAGUGUUCUAUUCUCCAGUCUACUAUCUUGAAGUCUACUCGAGACUUCAGUUGGGUCAGUUUCAUAGAUCUUGUGUAUAUUCCUUUCAAAUUUUUUAAAAAAACAUAGAAAUCUUAAUAUGAAAGAAGUAAUGACAGUGCUAGCAGUGAUGUUUGCAGUAGUGGUGCUGUGCUAGUUGUGCUGUCCUUGAGUCCUGUUCCAGGCUCAGCUUAGAGUACUUUGGUAACUACUUACUUUUCUUUAAAGCCAAGGGACCAAAGCCCAAGAAAUGCUGGCUUUUUGGAAACUACUGAGGUGCCUGCACACUGAAUAAGCACAGCUGCAGCAAUGUAAUCAUCUCAAAGUGUUCACUCCUUGCUGGGAUGUUUUUUUUAAGGUAGCUGUGGGAUGAAUUGUGCUCCUGCAGAGGUUAUUGCUGCCUUGUGGCCAAGUAGAAGCACAGGAACACAACUCUGCAGUUUCAUUUGGCUUGAGCCAAGCUAAUGCCUGCUGCAGCCAGAGAGCAGAGUUACACAGUGCUUGGAUUCAAACAAUAAGAAUGGCAGAAAAUUACCCUUGCAUUCAGAAAGUCACUAAAAUUAAUUAGUUGAAUUGCAUUAUCAUGUAAUGGGACAAGCAUGAGAGGUAAUUGGAGAAGAAUGAGAGGAUGAGCACACCUCUCUUCAAGUUGCUACCUCCACAGUUAGGUGAAACUUCAUCUUUUACCACAGACUGAAAGAUCUGAGUCUUCUUAGCCAAAGUCACAGGCCCUUGUGACUGAGCUCAGCUUUGGAUUAAGACACUUGUCAUGGUUUCACCCCACCCAGCAAUCAAGCAUCACACAGCACCGCCAGGAAGGUAAUCCAGGAGGCUCUAGGGAAAUCAAAGGGCCUGCACCAAGCCCAUCCACAGAAGUUACAUUCUCAUUUAUGUCUCUGAAACCUUCAAUGUUGUUAAACCCGCUUCUGUCUUCCUACGAACAUCACAAACCACUGUUUAAAGCUCUGAAGGGGAAAUAGGAUCACAGAACCAAGCUUAUAGAUCACACUGCCAGUGAUGUAGGGAUGCCUCCAUGCAGUCAUAUGUGUCCGUUUCACACUUUGAACACUAGCCUCAGUUUAAAGGUACUAAUUGUCAAUGCAGGAGUUGCCCUUUGUCUCCUCCUCAUAAGGAGUUGCCCUCGUAAGUUCCUUCUGAGGCCAGUAUUUAUGAGAGAGCUCUCACUUCCUUUGCUUCUCUCUCCUGUGGGGGUUUGUGUGUUAAUUAGUUGUUCAGACUGAAUGCACAGCUGGGUGGGAAUAAACUCCACCAGUACAAACUGCAGUCCUGAAGGAGGUGCUGUUGUUGCAGUUAAACUGGAAUCACUGCACUGGAAUGAGCUGAAGUUGUUGAGUGCAGUGCUGUCUUGUAGGUAGAAUCCACAAUCCUUGAGUUAGGCCUACAGAGUUAGAUCCAAAAAAACCAGAGCGAUGAUGAAUAGGCUAAUUCUGCAAAGUUUAGACAAGCUGAGAAUACAUCCAUAAAAAUGAAACUUUUAAAACUUAAAAAGGAAGCAUUAGAUGUCACAGCUUCUGUGAACCUGAUGAUUUGCUUGUGACUGAAAACCACCUAUUCACCUCAAACACUUAAGGAUGACCUCCUCCUGAAAGUCACACAGGGAGCAGUAGGGAGGAUCUCACCUCAUUUCACUCACAGCCAGGUGGUAUUAGCACUUGCCCAACAGUAGGAACCAGGGCACUGUCCAAACUGCCAGGCUCAAAGAUAAGCCUGGCAUUAUGUCACUCUCACUCCGUCUUUACUCACAUUUUGAAUACAGGACUUGUUCAUCACUUCAGACUGUGCUUGGUUCUGCUCCCUGCUCUCAUGCACGUUGCACUUGAGGGCAAAAAUAUACAAUCAUUCUGUACUACAAUGAUUUGGUAGUCUGCACAGUGGUCUUGUACAAAACUGCUGCAUUGUCACACUUGUGGGCUGCUCGGGGUUGUAAGCCAUGAGAGUUCUCCAGCAAAGCAGAUCCUGGCUGAUCAUCCAUCAAGGUCAAACGGAGUGUGCUGCUCCUGUUUCUUAAAGCACCGCACAAUGAAAGUCACUGUACCAAUGUUCUCUGUCUUCCCCCUCACAAACCCACCCCCGGAUGUCCUGGAUCAGGAGAGCUGCUGCCUUCAGUAUCUUAACUUGUAACUACGUGGAUUCAGAGGUAAGAUUUGUCACUGCACACAUUAACUCCUACCCAAAACUGGACAACCAAGCCAACACUUGAGUUUUGUUUUUCUGAUAAUAAGAAAUAAAGGUGAGCUUGGGGAAAAUGAUA
Molecule: messenger RNA, 4073 nt
Organism: Haemorhous mexicanus (house finch)
Lineage: Eukaryota; Metazoa; Chordata; Aves; Passeriformes; Fringillidae
Gene: CLN5
Product: CLN5 intracellular trafficking protein
Exons: 4
Coding region: 70-1104 (344 amino acids)
Biological process (GO): lysosome organization
Cellular component (GO): lysosomal membrane; lysosome
Molecular function (GO): hydrolase activity, acting on glycosyl bonds
Source: RefSeq, a predicted model, not a curated record